AAGCAGAAACAUGGUGGAGUGGAUAGACAAGUGUUGGUACUUGGCUGACAGCAAUGGCGUCGACAGCCCUGCUAAUUUCUCCUCCCUCCUCUGCUUCUUUAUCGAGCACCAGAAACUCUUUCCACUUCUUCUACUCUGCUUCGAUUCAACCUUCCAAAUCCAAAUUUAAAAGCUUCAAAAUCAGAGCCGUUAAAGAGGAAACAGAAGAAAUUAAGAACCAGUCUUCUGCUUCAGCUGAGGAAGUUACAAAGAAGUAUGGGCUCGAGGCCGGUCUUUGGAAGAUAUUCAGCUCAAAGGAUGAAGGGACAGAAGAAGGUGCGAAAAAGAAAUCCAAAGGGGAUGAGGCAAAGGAGCUUUUAGCAAAAUAUGGGGGGGCGUAUCUCGCAACAUCAAUUACACUCUCGUUGAUCUCCUUCUCGCUCUGUUACGUGCUAAUUAGUGCCGGGGUUGAUGUUCAAGCUUUGCUGCUAAAGGUCGGAAUCUCAGCGAAUGAGACCGGGGAGAAAGUUGGAACCUUUGCUUUGGCGUACGCAGCACACAAGGCUGCAUCUCCAAUCCGAUUUCCUCCAACCGUUGCUCUCACACCCAUAGUUGCAAGUUGGAUAGGAAAGAAAGUCGACAAGGAAAAUUAAUUUGAUUCUUGAGGAUUUGUAAUAAGAACAGGUUUUAAAUGGCUUCGCCUUCUUUCUACCACAUCGAAACCAUUGAAAAAAAUGCCAUCGAGCUUUUUCUUGCAAGUUUUGUAGGUUAAAACUCAUGCUAACAAGUCUAGUGUUCUUAAGGCCAUUAGGCUUAAACUUUGUUUGCUUACUUCACAGUUUAAAAUAUAUUAGAACAUGAAAUCUUUUACAAAGUGGUAUUAGAAAUAAAAUUUUGAUUGAAUUA
Molecule: messenger RNA, 885 nt
Organism: Carica papaya (papaya)
Lineage: Eukaryota; Viridiplantae; Streptophyta; Magnoliopsida; Brassicales; Caricaceae
Product: FAM210B-like protein
Cellular component (GO): chloroplast
Source: RefSeq, a predicted model, not a curated record